AUGGACGCCCCGAAAAGAGUCGAGUUUUCUGACGUGGGAACAUUCGGCUUCGAGCUCGAGUUCCUAGUAUACCUUAGCGAGUCCAACAUCACGCAGCUGAAUCCCAAACCAGGGGAAGCUAGCCAACCUUUCCAACAGACUCUACAAGAGCCAUACGACUUGGCCAAGCGCGGCAACGGCGAUCAUGAACUCCAUAUGAAGAGAUUACAUCAUUUCGGAGUCGAGAUCGCAGAUAAGUUGACUGAGGCUGGAAUACCGACAGCCUACCGGGAGAAAGGCCAUCCUAAAGAUGACGACGCACCUAAACUCGACCAAGAAGAUGCGAGACUGGGGAGCUUCGACGAAUUCCGCUAUAGCUCCUAUAAACAAUGUACUAUCGUGCCGGAGGAAACGAUGAUAUGGACAGACCCAAAGAAUGGGAAACGUAUGGCUGUGAGGCCCGAGACCGAAGACGGACACUUUUGGCUCGGUUUUGAGUUUGUCAGCAAGGUAUUUCGAUACCGUGAUUUCGAGCCUAUGAAAUUGGAACUCGAGACCGUCUGCAAAACGCUGCGAGCGAAGUACUCCGUCAGUAUCAAUGCAGGGAAGGACUCAGUACAUGGCUCCAGUCGUUGCAGUGUUCAUGUCCAUUGGGGAAUCAGUGGAAAGGAAUAUAAUCUGCUAACCGUCAAGCGGGUUCUUACCCUCAUGUGGGUAACAGAGGAUAGUUUGAUGGACCUACAUGCUACCUGGAGGGGGGAUGCGAGGAAAUAUGCUGCGCUGCUGCAACACGGGACAAACAUGGCAGUUGAUAACACUUCCAAACUCCCAGACUGGAUCGACAACCUCGACAAUGGAGAUUGGAGACAUGAAAUGGAACAAAACGUCCCAACUGAAGUUCGAAAUUCUCUUCACAUGAACAAGGCAAAGAUCCAAUGGAUAUGGCGCGCAGAGACAGUGGACGACCUCGUAAUGCUGGUGGGUGAGGUAAAAAAAUCGCGCAGGGCCUCCGUCGCCAUCACUGAACUUUUACCGGCGGCCUCUGAUUUCGCAGGAAAGGUUCGGCGUAGCCAGUUGAAUACGAUCGAAUUUCGGCAUAUGCAAGGUUCACUGAACCCGGCCCUGACCACCGCCUGGAUUGAUGUCACUGCUUCUAUUAUGCGUCGAUGCAUUGACUUGUCGGCGCAAGAAUUCAGAAGUUUCAUUGAGGAUGUCUCGACUUGCGUCUCUGAUAAGAACCUGACAGUCUACUACCUGUUAAACAAGCUAGGUGUUGGGCGCGAAACGUGCAACGUGUUUAGGAGCUUCGACCAAGAGUACCUAGAUAAGGAAGCUGAUUCGAGGAUUUCAGUCUUUUUGCCUGAGCUAUAG
Messenger RNA from Annulohypoxylon truncatum, 1350 nucleotides. RefSeq lists its product as uncharacterized. Bases 1 to 1350 code for a protein of 449 amino acids. The transcript has a single exon. The record is from RefSeq and is a predicted model, not a curated record. Lineage: Eukaryota; Fungi; Ascomycota; Sordariomycetes; Xylariales; Hypoxylaceae.